Molecule: messenger RNA, 1317 nt
Organism: Coregonus clupeaformis (lake whitefish)
Lineage: Eukaryota; Metazoa; Chordata; Actinopteri; Salmoniformes; Salmonidae
Product: troponin I, fast skeletal muscle
Exons: 8
Coding region: 191-733 (180 amino acids)
Biological process (GO): muscle contraction
Cellular component (GO): troponin complex
Source: RefSeq, a predicted model, not a curated record
GGGUAGCCACUUAUUGGAUAUGAAGAGAUGUUGUCAGGUGGUGCAGAGGAGAAGAACUCUUCUUGAGAAGUGGGUGGGAGAUCUGAACGUGACAGAACUGUCAUCAGGUCCUUUGGGUGCCUCAGAAGCCACGGACAUACAUCUCAAACACAUGAUGCCUCCGAGGAAGUGAAGACACCAAACAGCCAAGAUGGCAGACAAGAAAGGCAACGUGUCCUCAAGCCGUAAGCACACUCUGAAGAGUUGUAUGCUGGCAGUUGCUAAGGAUUGGCUUGAAGCUGAAGCAUUAGAGAAAACUAAAGAGAGGGAGAGAUACAUGGAAGAGAACUGCCCUCCUCUGGAGAUGCCCCACUCCAAGGAUGAUUUGAUGGAGCUUUGCAAAAAGAUGUACGACAAAGUUAAUGUGGUUGAUGAGGAGAGAUACAACUUAGAAUAUAAAGCGAUCAUGGUUUGCAAUGAGGUUAAAGACCUAAACAUCAAAAUUGUUGACCUGAGGGGCAAGUUUAAGAAGCCAGCACUGAAGAAAGUGCGUAUGUCUGCUGAUGCUAUGCUCCAGGCUCUGCUUGGCUCCAAGCACAAGGUGACCAUGGAUUUGAGAUCCAACCUGAAACAAGUGAAGAAAGAUGAGAAGAAAGAGGAUAAGGACUUGCGUGACGUUGGUGACUGGCGUAAGAACAUUGACGACAAGGCCGGCAUGGACGGCAGGAAGAAGAUGUUUGAGGGAGAUAAUUAGAUCAUUGGGCUGUGUUUGUAUGAUGUGACUGACUACUGUCCUGUAAUGUCGUACUGACAACCACAUUCUGAUUGAUACCCAUUACAACCAAUAUCGUAACUAUGUGACACAUCUUUAUUUAUUUCGAAGACACAGAAAGAAACAGAAGGAAACAGAAGCAGAAAGUAAGAAAGUCUUAGGAAGAUGUGUGUAAUGGUCUGAAUCUUGGUUUACUGCUUUACUCCCUGUAGUAGAGUAGCCUGCUGUACAGUGACAAACUUUAAAUUGGCUUAAGGAAAUCAUUCUUCAUUUCAAAUAUUUAUAUUUUGUCAUGCUGAUACACUAAGAGAACAAAACGUGUAAAUCUUGCAACCGCUAUCCUGUACUGUUACCGUAUAGAGUGGAUCCUUGGUAAUGUUCUAGACUAGAGUGCUGAGUUGCCCAUAUCAUAUAGUCACACAUGCAGAUCACUCCUAUAGUUAAAGGUUUUGUAUAAUAAAAGUCCAAACGAGCCCCCGAAAAUUGUGCACAAUUGUGUACGACAUCAUCCAUUUUGUAUGAUAUGUUACGUCCUCCCAAAAAAAUAAUAAAAAUAAUAAUCUUAA